This is a messenger RNA of Oreochromis aureus, 1231 nucleotides long. RefSeq lists its product as uncharacterized. NCBI's taxonomy places the organism in Eukaryota, Metazoa, Chordata, Actinopteri, Cichliformes, Cichlidae. Bases 482 to 1096 code for a protein of 204 amino acids. The record is from RefSeq and is a predicted model, not a curated record. The transcript is spliced from 3 exons.
CAUAGUUUUCAAUACAAACAGUCUCCUUUAUCUUAUGGCAGAGGGCCGGCGGUGCCAGGUCCAUCGGUGCCACCAUUACACUUUCACCUUUUAUCAUGCCAUUACACCUUUAUCUCUGCAUCUCAGAGGUCACCUGAAACCAAGCCCCACAUCUAUAUAAAAUGCCCUAAUCAGCCACACUGUAUUUUUCCUCACUACUUUACAUCGGGCAUUGAGAGCAUAACACUUCGUUCAUCAGUACGGACAACAACCCUAAGAGCGUUCUUUUUAACAUGGACAGCAUAUAUGGUAGGUAAAACAAGACUAUUAACGGAUUCUUAAAUUUAUACAACUGUAUAUCAAAAAAUAUUCAAACUGUUUUCUCUUCUAAACAAAAGCCUGAUUUUUAGGAACUUGGUACACAGGUACACCCCAAGCGGCGCUUACACAAGGAUCACAAAGCUAUAUAGGGCAAACAACACCUCUAACUAAGGAGUGCAGGAUGACGUCUGUAUCAACCAUGACGAGCAGCCUGGACAUCGCCCAAGCCACAGAAGCUCUAGAGCGAGACAUGCAUGCGUGGGACCUCUCAGACUCGCCACCGCCUGCGCUGCUAUUCCAGACCCCACCACCUCCUCCCCCCUCUCCUCAGCUGCUGCAGGAUCCUACAGGAUCGGGUCUGUGUGAGGAAACCAUUAUCGACAUCAAGCUUGCAACCCAUCACCUGGUGAUGUUGGCAUUAAACGCCUUUCUACAGGAAACAUGCUAUGGAUGUCGAACAGCUCAACCCAGUCAGGUGCAACACAGCUGUUUGUUCGAACUGCCCGAGUAUUACUUUGACACCUACUACGACGAUGUGAUGCUGAGGCUCAAGACAUUCCGAUUCAUCCCUGCCAUUCGCCUGUUUGUACGCUCGUACACAGACGAUGGGACUAAAACACAAUUCAGCAGAAUUGCAGAACACACCAUGACUGAACUGAGAUCAUCACAACAUAUAGUAUGCGCAAUUAACGACAAUAUUGCACAGUUGCUAGAAGCAAGUCGUUAUGCCCGUCGUGUUAAACCAGCCAUGCUUCGCAUGAUUGGUAACUACUGGGCUGGGAGACACCUGGUUUAAUGUAUGUUGUUCAGUAUUCAUUGUCUGUGUGAAUGAAAUAAAAAGACAUGUCAACACCUACAUCUUAGUCAUUCGCGGUCGACAUUGCUUAUACAAUAGAGAAAAGCAACAAUACCACGUUUCUCUGCUCCAAGA